CUCCUCAACUGUUAGAGAGAAGUCCCAGAAAUACAAUCCCCCUAAACCUCCCCAAAUUCAAUUGCUUAGGGUUUUUUCUCGCACCCCAAAAUUCAUCAUCAUCAAUGGAGAACGACGAGGAAACGAGUUCAGCCCAGAUGAUGGACGAGAUCUACGCCAACGGUGACGAGAAGCAACCUCACAGACGAAUCAUAAGCAGCGGAGAACAACUCGACGUUGAGGCUUACGCUUCACUCUACUCCGGUAGGACGAAGAUUAUGCGGCUGUUAUUCAUCGCCGAGAGAUGCGAUAGCAACCCUUCGAUGCAAUUGGAAGCCCUAAGGAUGGCGUAUGAUGAAAUCAAAAAGGGGGAGGAUUCUCAGUUGUUUAAGGAAGCGGCGCAGAGGACUGAUGGUAGAUUAGGGCCUAAUUAUGGGUUCGAUUCUUCGUGGAUUGAGGCUGUUGAGAGGCGUGCUGAGCAGAGGAAAGAGAAACUUGAUAAUGAACUCAAUGCUUAUAGGACAAAUUUGAUUAAAGAAAGCAUUAGGAUGGGAUACAAUGAUUUUGGAGAUUUCUAUUAUGCUCAUGGGCAGCUUGGAGAUGCCUUCAAGAGUUACGUCCGUACUCGUGAUUACUGCACCACUGCAAAGCAUGUCGUUACUAUGUGCUUAAAUGCAAUUCUAGUCAGUAUUGAGAUGGGUCAGUUUUCACAUGUCACUAGCUAUAUAAGCAAAGCAGAGCAAACACCAGAGGGACUAGACCCUGUCAUUAUUGCAAAACUUCGUUGUGUAGCUGGAUUGGCUCACUUAGAGACUAAGAAGUACAAACUUGCUGCCCGUAAGUUCUUAGAAGUUGGUCCCGAGCUGGCUAACCAUUAUUCUGAAGUGAUUGCACCACAAGAUGUUGCAACUUAUGGUGGACUUUGUGCACUUGCUACGUUUGAUCGGACAGAACUCAAGAAUAAAGUUAUUGACAACCUCAACUACAGAAACUUUUUGGAGCUGGUGCCGGAGAUAAGGGAGCUCAUUAAUGAUUUCUAUUCAAGCCGUUAUGCAUCUUGCCUCGACUAUUUGGGAAAUCUAAAAGCCAAUCUGUUGCUUGACAUCCAUCUACAUGACCAUGUUGAGACUCUAUACAAAGAUAUUCGUCACAAGGCACUCAUUCAAUAUACGCUUCCUUUUGUGUCGGUUGAUCUUAACAUGAUGGCAAAUGCUUUCAAAACAAGUGUGUCAGGCUUACAGAAGGAGCUUGAGGCUUUGAUUACAGACAACCAAAUACAGGCUAGGAUUGACUCCCACAACAAAAUCCUGUAUGCACGUCAUGCAGACCAGAGAAAUGCCACUUUCCACCGCGUGCUACAGACAGGAACUACAUUUGACCGGGAUAUCAAGUCGAUGUUGCUCAGAGCAAAUAUAAUCAAGCACGAUUUUGGUCAGAGACAGCCAAGAAAGAUAUGAUCUUUGAGUUUUUUCAACAUUGAUCGGCGCAAGUAUGGAUUACAGAAGCAUUUUUUAACAAUUCAAGAGUUGAGAUGUUUCUGCUUUGCACAGUUCUUAUGUUUCUCAUUUUGUGCAUACUUACACUUUCGAUUUAGUAGCCGGAGUUUAGAUAUUUGCUCGCUCCCCACCCUUUUUUCAUCCUUAGAUCAGUUGGAUGGUAUUAUUAUGGAAAUAGAAAAGCUGAUUCAAGGAUUUCAUUUCCUCUUUGAUCAUGUGUACGGCAGAGACUUCACCCACUAUGCAAUGUUCUGCUUUUAA
Molecule: messenger RNA, 1736 nt
Organism: Spinacia oleracea (spinach)
Lineage: Eukaryota; Viridiplantae; Streptophyta; Magnoliopsida; Caryophyllales; Amaranthaceae
Product: COP9 signalosome complex subunit 1
Exons: 6
Coding region: 105-1436 (443 amino acids)
Cellular component (GO): COP9 signalosome
Source: RefSeq, a predicted model, not a curated record